GUUCGCCCCUCCCGCCCGGCGCGACCUUUCCCCCGCGGCUGCACCGCCUCUUCCGCCGGCGCGUCCGCGUGCGAGGGCCCGCUGGCGCUGUUGCUCCGAGGCGGCUCCGCGCCGAGAUGCCCCCGAAAAAGGGAGGCGACGGGGUUAAGUCGCACCCGAUUAUCGGAAGGUUCGGGACGUCCCUGAAGAUCGGGAUCGUCGGGCUGCCGAACGUGGGGAAAUCGACGUUUUUCAAUGUGUUAACAAAGAGUCAAGCGGCAGCAGAAAAUUUUCCUUUCUGUACUAUUGAUCCAAAUGAGAGUCGAGUUCCUGUGCCAGAUGACAGAUUUGACUUCCUAUGCCAGUAUCACAAACCUCCAAGCAAAAUUCCAGCAUUUCUGAAUGUGGUGGAUAUUGCUGGCCUUGUGAAAGGAGCCCACACUGGACAAGGCUUAGGAAAUUCCUUCUUGUCUCACAUUAACGCCUGUGAUGGGAUCUUUCAUCUGAUGCGAGCAUUUGAAGAUGAUGAUAUCACUCAUGUUGAAGGAAGUGUAGAUCCUGUUCGUGACAUCGAAAUUAUACAUGAAGAACUUAGACUUAAGGAUGAGGAGCUGAUCAUGCAGAGCAUAGAUAAGCUUGAAAAAGUAGCUGUAAGAGGAGGAGACAAGAAAUUAAAACCUGAAUAUGACGUAAUGUGCAAAAUCAAGACAUGGGUAAUAGAUGAAAAGAAAGCUGUCCGCUUCUAUCAUGAUUGGAAUGACAAAGAGAUUGAUGUUUUGAACAAACAUUUGUUUUUUACUUCAAAACCGAUGAUCUACUUGGUUAAUCUGUCUGAAAAAGACUACAUUAGAAAGAAAAACAAGUGGUUGAUAAAAAUUAAAGAGUGGGUGGACAAGCACGACCCGGGAGCUUUGGUCAUUCCUUUUAGUGGGGCCUUGGAACUCAAGUUGCAAGAUAUGAGUGCUGAGGAGAAACAGAAGUAUCUGGAAGAGAACAUGACACAAAGUGCUUUAGCAAAGAUCAUUAAGGCUGGAUAUGCAGCACUCCAACUAGAAUACUUUUUCACUGCAGGCCCAGAUGAAGUGCGUGCAUGGACCAUCAGGAAAGGGACGAAGGCUCCUCAGGCAGCAGGGAAGAUUCACACAGAUUUUGAAAAGGGAUUCAUUAUGGCUGAAGUAAUGAAAUAUGAAGAUUUUAAAGAAGGAGGUUCAGAGGCUGCUGUCAAGGCUGCUGGAAAAUACAGACAACAAGGCAGAAAUUACAUAGUGGAGGAUGGAGAUAUUAUCUUCUUUAAAUUUAAUACACCUCAACAACCCAAGAAGAAAUGAAUACCAGAUUGUUCGCUCAGAAAUGAACUGUGCUGCUUCAAAAAGCAUAUGAAUUUUUAUUUGGAAUUGGAAUAUCUGGAAACAAAAAGCAUACAGUUUCUACCUAGGGAACCUCCCUUCCCCCCAGUGAAAUUAUUCUUGUUUGUUUUGAAUUAAAAUAUGGCACCUCCAGCAAACAUGCAAGUUCACUAAAUGUGAACAGCUUUGCAUUUCAAACGAUUAAGACCCUACUCCAAAUUGUAGAAGCUUUUCGGGAACCAUAUUACUCUCAUGAUACUUCAUUAAUCUCCAUCAUGUAUGCCAAGCCUGACACGUUUGACAGUGAGGACAAUGUGGCUUGCUCCUUUUUGAAUCUACAGAUAAUGCAUGUUUUACAGUACUCCAGAUGUCUACACUCAAUAAAACAUUUGACAAAACCA
Serinus canaria (Common canary) is the source of this 1726-nucleotide messenger RNA. It is a transcript of the gene OLA1, whose product is annotated as Obg like ATPase 1. Bases 117 to 1307 code for a protein of 396 amino acids. The record is from RefSeq and is a predicted model, not a curated record. NCBI's taxonomy places the organism in Eukaryota, Metazoa, Chordata, Aves, Passeriformes, Fringillidae. Gene Ontology annotation, cellular component: cytoplasm. The transcript is spliced from 11 exons. Gene Ontology annotation, molecular function: GTP binding; ATP binding; ATP hydrolysis activity.